AUGCCCAGUGGCAACUCCUCGACUUCCGGGUCACCCCCACCGACCCCCCUACCCUUCAGGACACCUUCGAACGCACCCUCUGCACCGUCCACGCCCAUCAAAUGCAACUUGCCACUUUACUCGACUCACGGUGGAGAUUGGUUUGUGGAACCGUUUCUGGAUAAGGUUCGCGCCUGGGAAGAGAAACUAUCGAUUGUGGAGGAAUGUGUCACGUUAUGGUCCAUGAUCAGCAAUUUGUGGACUGAGGUGUGGUCGUUGUUUGGGGUGCGGGAGGCGGACGUGCCCCCGGAGGCGGCGGAGGCGUUCGGCGCCACCCGGAAGGUGUACCUGGCGCUGGUGGGGGAGGCGGGGAAAAGUCCUCAGGUGUUGGCCACGUGCGCCGCCCCCGGCUACGCGAAACGCCUGCGAUCCUUGCUGGCGGCCCUGGAGGCGGACGCCGCCUCCUUCCGCCGCCUCCUCGCCGCCCACAGACAAAACCUGCCUCGCCUCCACUUCGUCCCUGACCGCCAGCUCGUCGCCCUUCUCGCAGCCCCCCUCCCCCUCUGCUUCCAACGCAUCCUCGGAAAGAAAAGCAACGCGUACCCGCACAUUUCGAGGGUUGAAAUGGAAGGCGAUUCGGCCGAAGGGUGGACCCUGACAGGGUUCACGUCGAUCGAGGGCGAGCUGGUUCCCUUCGAGCGCCCUUUCAAGGUGGACCCUGAGGCAGGGCGCGCCUUUCUCCUAUCGCGUCUCGACGAGGCGAUCAAGGCGGCCGUGGCCGCCUCUGUGGCCAGGUCUGUGGCCGCCCCCGCAGGAGACGUCGUGGGGGUGGUGGAGGGGGCGGCGGCCACUUUGUGGCAACCAGCCCUGGACGUCGCGUGGACCGAGCAGGUGGAGGGGAGUCUGCGAAAGGGCGUGGCCCCGAGCUGUGCGCCGUUCGACGCCGCCCUGGCCGCCGUCGUCGACGCCCUGAGAGGCCAACGGCCACGCGUGCAGGCGGCCAAGCUGGCGGCGGCCGUGGUGUUGUUGGCGCACCACCGCAGCGUGGUUGAGAGGCUCGUGGCCGCCGCCGCCGCCCACCCUGAUCACUUCCUGUGGCACACCCAGCUCAGGUUCUACUCCUCGCCUCCCCAACCCCUUCAGGUACGCCAGGCCUUCGCCCAACUCGACUACGGAUACGAGUUCUCAGGAAUCGGCGGACAAAUUGUCCGAACUUUGGCGAGUGAGAGGGCGACGCUGGCGUCGACGCAGGCGCUGAGCCUCAAGUGCGACGUGUUGUUGCGGGGGUGGGGGAAGGCGAGCGUGGUGCGCGACCUGGCCAAGAGCGUGGGUCGGCGCCUGGUGGAGACGCACUGCGGAGGGGGCGGAAGCCAGGUGGGGCGGUUGCUGGUGGGGGUGGCGCAGACCGGCUUCUGGGGGUGUUUGGGGCGGCUCGAGGCCCUUGACCCCUCAGCCCUGUCGCUGCUCGCGGCGCGCCUGCGCACCCUCAGGGCAGCGCGCCUCCUCGCCCUCCCCUCCUUCGCCCUCGACGCAGCCACCCCCGAGCUUCGUCUGCACCCUGCCGGGGCGAUUUUCGCCACCGCGGCUUCCAAGCCCCACCGCAAACAACUUCCCCUCACCCUCACCGCCCUCUUCAGACCCGCCGCCUGCGCCCAACCCGACCUUCUCGCCGUCUGCGCCGUCAACCUUCAGGCCAUCACCUUCAAGAACUACAAGAAACUCUCACGCAAGAUGACCAAGAUUUUGGAGUUGAGUCGAGACCGUUUGUCGAGUCAAACUCACUACGAGUUUGGCGUCAGUUUUGCGAACGUGACCUUUGACUUUUUGAGAGCUUCUUUGACAAACAGGAAGGUUGAAGAAGCGGAAGAGGAGGAGCUUCUGGCCAUGGCCCUCCGUAAAAGCGUCCUCCACAGGCUGCAUUCUGACGACAGGGCCACCUUUGACCAGCUUAUGGCCGACAUCUUUGUCAGGAUCAACUCUUCACCUGAGGACCAAAUCGUAAUAAGAGAAAAAAUUUCAGCCCUGAUGAAUCGAAACAACCUGAAGGUAAUUGAAGGUCAGAGUCGUCAGGUUUGUCACGUCGUGGAGGCGCUGCAGCUGCGAGGGUGGGUGGCGGUUUUGGGGGCGAGCGGGGGUGGCAAGUCCGUGGUGCUUCAGGCAGCCCUGCAGGUGCUUGAGGCUGAAAUUUGCCCACUGAAUCCGAAGGCGUGCACCCUCGACGAGUUUUUCGGCCUCGAAGGACCUGACAGGGUGGAGGGCCUUUUGUCCAGCUGCCUCCGGAGGGCGUCAGGGUCGGCCAAGAAGAAAGCCCUUUUGUUCGACGCGCAGAUUGAGCCCGGCUGGUUCGACGCCCUGAGCGCUGCCCUGCUCGAUUUCCCUGACCAGGACGAUGUUCUGUUCGUCUUCGAGUCGGACGCCAUGCCCAGGGCCACGCCCACCCUUCUGCACAGGGCGCCUGUGGUCUUCAUUGACCCUGCCACCGUCCAUUUCAAAGAAAUCUGGGAGGCGAAAAGGUUCGAUUCUUCUGCAGAGCUGCAAGGUUUGUUCGAAAGGUUCGCGGUGCCUUUGCUGGAACAACUGGACAAGUGGCGAACCCUGGUGCCCUUUUCUGCAACGGCCGCCGUUGAGCAGUUGAGCGACGUGCUGGCCGCCCUGAUGAAGUCCUCAGGGCCCUCAGACUUGGCUCCGACCUUCCUGCAAGCAGUUCGAUUGUCUCUAGGUGCGCUCUUGCCAACCGACCUGCGACCUGAGUUCGACCUGAAGGUGAGAAAAGCGGCCGCUGACGAUCUGCUACUUCCCCCUGACGAGGGCAGUCUCUUCGACUUUUGCUGGUGCCCCCAAAAGCAGACCUGGAUCAGGUGGCAGGACGAGGCGGUCCCUUCGGAAAGGUUCGUCCCAACCCCCACUACGGCCUUUUUCCACUGGAUCCUCGACAGGUUCAACCAGAGCUGCUUCCACGACCUCGUAUUCAAAAAGGUUUCAAGGCCGCUGGUACUGAUUGGUUGCGAAGGCUCUUCAAAGUCGCUCACCGUGCAGACUUUCCUCAGCAACCUCGACCCCUCAACUCAGGCGUGGCAGAGUUUGAACUUUUCACUGCAGACGAGCGCUGCGGACGUUCUAAGCGCCCUCAAGGGUUGGUUGCGCCUCAGGACGCGCAACGUGGCUCAACCGGCCGACAACAAGAAGCUGCUUCUUUUCCUCGACGACCUCCACAUGCCCUUGCACGACGAGCUGGGGUCUCAGGAGCCGAUCGAAUUCCUCCGAGCGCUGCUGCAGAACGGCGGAUUUUACAACGACCGCGACUCAAACUUCCAGUGGGUUCGACUAGAGAACGUUGGCUUCAUUGGGUCAAUCACGUGCGACGAAUUGAACCCUACGAGAGUUUCGCCGCGAUUUCUGGCGCGACUCAAUCUCGUUUUGGCGCCGAAAAUCUCGGACGAGCAACUUCACCACAUUUUCAGCACCCUGCUGUCGAACCACCUGCGAGAUUUCAGCCCUCAGGUCCAGCAACUCGCCGACACGAUCAUCUCUGCAUCGCUCCACCUCUACUCGGUGCUGAGCGAGUCUUUGGGCGCGACCCCUGAGCGCUGGAUGUGCCGGCCGGGGGUGCUGGACCUGACGCGGCUGGUGGUGGGGAUGUGUCAGGCGCGCCCUGGCAACUUCGGCGAGCCGGAGACCCUGGUCAGGGUGUGGCGCCACGAGGUGGACAGGGUCUUUGUUGACCGGCUCGAGAGUCUCGCGGACCGCAGGGAGGCCGAGCGUCUCGUCCAGGACGCCGUCCACCACUUCUUCGCGCCCUUCGAACGCCACGCCCUCCGCAACCCCCUUCUCUUCGGAGACUUCCGCAACGCCCUCGUCGCCCAACGCCAACACCCGCGCUGCUACGAGGACCUCCUCGACUUUGAGGCCGUUUUCUUCCUCUUCCAGGAGGUGCUGGAGGAGUACAACAAGGGGUCGGAGGAGAAGUUGGAGGUGGUUCUGCUGGACAGCGGGCUGGAGCACGUGUCGCGGCUGCACCGCGUGCUGCGCAUGCGCAGAGGCCACUCGGUGCUGGUGGGGCCGCCGGGCUGCGGCCGCCGCUCCCUCUUCAGGCUGGCCGCCCACGCCGCUCAAUGCCGCCCCUUCCGCCUCCCACUCUGCCCCCGAGCCGCCACCCACACCCUGAGAAAGGUCUUCGAUCAGGUCGGCUCGGGGACCCUGGACGCCGCCGUCGUCCUCGUCAGGGACCACCACCUCCGCAACAAAGGCGUGGCUGAGAUGGUGUACCAGGUGAUUUCGAGCGGAUGGGUGCCGAGUUUGUUCAGGGAGGGGGUUCAGGCCGAGGAAUUCAAGGCGGCGUGCGUGGCCGGUGUGCACGUCGUGCUCAGUUUGGAGCGCUCGACGCUUUUGGCCCUGACCGGCGAGUACCCUGAGCUGCUCAAGUUUGCCACCCUCGACUGGUUCCGACCCUGGGACCAGUCGGCCCUGCUCAAGGUCUCAAAACACUUCAUCGCCAAUAGCAGUUUGGUCGUCGCCGAAAAGAAAGAGUCCGUUUUGGCGCACGUGGCGCGGACGCACGAGGUCGCCGAGGGCAUUUUCGCGCAGCAACACCAGAGCCUCGGCGCAAUCAACUGCUCGCCGAGACUCUACGUCGACUUCGUCCGCCACUUCCUGCGACUUCUCGAAACCAACCUGAGCAGGACCCACGCCACGCUGACCGAACUUCUAACGGCGUUGGCAAAAAUUGGCAAGGCAAGGGAUGGACUCGUCGAAUUCCGGGAGAUUCUUCGGGAAAAAGAGACCCUUUUGGAAAAGGAAAAGGGCGCCAGCGAGGACCUGGUCAGGAAAAUCGUGGCAGUGGAGGAGGAGCGGGAGGGGAAGACGGAAGCGUGGUCCGAGUGGGAGAGGGGGGUGGAGCGUCAGGUGCGCACCCUGGCGUCGGACCGUCUGCAGGUGCGUCGCGUCCUUGACUGCGCCCUGCCCGAAUUGGCCGCGGCCCAACAGGCCAUCGCCGCCCUUCAGCAACAAGACGUCGCGCAAAUCAGAGAGUAUCUUUUGGAUUCUUCUCCUUCAUCGGAGUGUUUGAAGCAGUUCGUCGUGCAGAUUCCUUUGCUGCGGGGCCAAGAAUCCGCAACUGCUGAUCAGAUUUUGGACAACGUGCAAGUUUUUCAGAAGGUCUUUUUGCUGCCAGACCACGACACUCUUUCCCACUCGGCCUGUCGCAAGCUGAAGGUUCUUUUGAAGAGAUGUUCGACUUUGGACGCUUCGAUUUUGGAAAAUGUUUCUGCGUUCAAGUCACUCGUGGGUUUUGUGGACGCGGCGCUUCAGUAUUGCAACGUGGUGCGCGAAAUCAAACCCAAGCUGGAGCAAAUCGCUGGCACCGAACUCGAGUUAACCCAGGCAAGAGAGAAAUCCGGAGGAGUGCAGGAGGAAGUGGUGCUGCUGGAGCGACGAAUUUCGGAACUAAGCGAGGAGGACUCGCGACGACGGCAAAAGGUCAGUGAGGCCGAAAGGGAUGCGACCUCCUUUGCAGAUCGAUUGACAGGCUUGGAAAAUUUAUUCGCCAGUCUUCAAAACGACGAAGAAAGGAUGUUGGUCAGCGUGAACGAGUUGGAAGCAGAGAAGAGGAACCUUUUGGGCGACUGUUUGCUGACUUCAGCUUUUCUGAGUUACGCGGGACCUUUGAGUGGCGUCGGCCCUCGCAAGGAUGCGAUUGAAGAAUGGCGCCGCAGCCUCGCCACCCUCAACAUCCCCUUCUCGCCACGAUUCUCUCCCUCCAAACUCCUUCCCCACGCUAGCAGAAAACUGAGCUUUCUUGGACUGGAAGAUGCGGACGAAGCGACGCAACUCAAUUGUCUGCUUGUUUUCGCCGCGAUUCGAGCGCCGCUCUGCGUCGACACCCAGCAACAGGCCGCCGAUUGGGUGAAGACAGUGGAGGGGAGAAGUUUGGUGAUGGCGUCCGCCCUGGACGGUGACCUGGUGGAAAGGGUGAGAGGGGCGGUCGAAACGGGCACGCCCCUUUUGUUGCAGGACGUCGGCAAGAGCGUCGACGCCGCCCUUUUUGAUCUGCUCGAUGAACUGAGCAAAGGGGGUGGAGAGGGGAAGGUGCGCGUGGGCGACGAGUGGGUGGCGCUGCACCCCCAAUUCCGCCUCUACCUCAACUCGCGCGAGGCCAACCCGCAACUGGACGCAGCCGUUUUCUCCAAAACCACCGUCGUCGAUUGCACAAUGUCUGCUCAGGCUUUGGAGGAAACGCUGUUGCGAGACGUGAUCGGCGUAAAAGAGCCGCAAGUGUUGAAGUUUCACUUGGAGGAAAAAGUUCGGAGCCUCGAGUCGAGGAGACGCGAAUCUGAACUGUACUCGCAGCUUCUCAGGUUGCUGGCCGACGUCCCUGAGGAGGUUUUACUCGAAGACCAACAAUUCUUGAACAACCUCAGGACCACCAAGGAUUCAAUUUCUCAGUGUGAAAAGAGGAUUUCGAGGACUUCAGACUCGGAGGUCUUCGAGGCCACGAAGGCGGCCCUGCUUGGCGUUGCUCGCAGGGCGGCCGUCGUGUUUUCGGUGCUGGCCGACCUGGCGCACGUGUCGCCCACCUACCUCUUCUCCCUGACGACCUUCCGCCACCUUUUGGCCUCGGCCCUUCGCGAGGGUGGCGACCCUGGCGACGCCAUCACCACAAACGUGCACCGCUUCGUCUGCAGAAGUCUGUUCCCUGAGCACCAGCUGACCUUCACCAUGGCCCUGGUAGUGCGGAUUGGCCUCUGUGACGGCCACCUGGCCGCUGAUGAGGUCGCCUUUGUCUUCGAUGACCUCGAAGGUGCGGAGGGGGUGGAGGGGGCGCCCACCUGGCUCCCUCCAAAGGCAGUGCAGGGGGCGUGGCUGUUGCAGCAAAGGUUUCCCGCCCUUUUCGGCCCCUUCCUUGACACCUUGCAGCAAGAGCCCUGGCGAAAGUGGAUAGAGGAGGCCGUUCCUGAGCAGCAGCCCCUCCCCGACGACUGGGACCAAAGGUUGACGCCCUUUCAGGGUCUGAUGGUGGUCAGGGCCCUGCGCAGUGACCGUCUCGUUCCCGCCCUGAGACUCUUCGUCUGCCGCAACUACGGCAACCACUUCAUCACGCCCGUCAUUCCCAGCAUGAGGUCGCUGCUGGACGAGAGCAGCGCGAGGACGCCGAUCGUGUUGGUGGUGAGCGGGGGCGGCGUUGACCCCAGCACCGAACUGCACCGCCUCGCCCGCCAGAAGGGACUCGACGCCGGACACUUUGUCUCACUCGCCUUCACCAAACACUCCCAAAAGGAGGCGAUGGAGGCGGUUUUGAGCGCGAGUCGUCAGGGUCAGUGGCUACUUCUGCUGAACUGCCACCUCGUGGCGCGACUGUCGGCGCUGAUUUGGCGCCACCUGGACCUGAGCGUGCCGCACCCUGACUUUCGUUUGUGGCUGACCACGGACGACGUGGCCCACCUGCCCCCCAUUUUGCUACACCACGCCCUCAAAGUGGUGCUGGAGGUGCCGAGGGGGCUCAAGCUCAAGCUGACCGCCACCUUCAGGAAGAUGGACCCUGAAGUCAUGGCCGCCAGCAAACACCCGCACUUCGGAAAGGUCCUCUACGCCCUGGCCCAGCUGCACGCCACCCUGCAGGAGCGGUGCGAGUUUGAGAGUUUGGGUUGGAACGGCGAGUACCACUUUUCGAAACCGGACUUUGACGCGAGCGCCGCAUUUUUGGGGCACUUUCUCAACCGCUGCGGCUCCAAAGUGCCCUGGCACAGCAUCCGCACGUUUAUCCAACAGGUGGUUUACGGGGCGCACAUGACGGACACGUGGGACUUGGGCUUGGUGGGCGUGUACCUGCGCGAGUUGUGCGGUGCCCACGUGCUUGGGCCAAAGUUCGCCUUUUACCAGGACGAACGCGUCACCUACGGCCUGCCCGCCGUCCACAACCUCUUCGGCAUCCUAGCGUACGUGGAGAAUUUGGCGGACGAUUUGAAUCCUGCGGCGCUCGGGCUUCACGCCAACGCCGAUUUGCGCCACAACGCUCGGGCGCUCCAAACCCUGCGAUCCAACCUGGCCAAACUGCAGCCCGCACCAGCUCUUGCGGUUUGUGACGGCGACGAAGGGGCGGAGCGCGAGGAGCUGCUGCGUGCGUUGCGUUUGUUGCGCGACGCAGUGCCUGAGGGCGUGGCCGAAAGUGGACACGCCCCCGAGAGUUUCAUCGCCCUCGAGAUCCGCGGCUUCAACCGACUGCUGGCCGCCGUCCGAGACUCGCUCGACGCCCUCCAGAACGUCGUGAGCGGAAAGGGCGGGAAAAUGAGCCGCCAAAAGCGCGAGACGCUCGACGCAUUGCGGAAGGAGCGUGUGCCGGACGCGUGGCAACGACUGGCCCCGCCCACCAACAAGACGCUGCUGCCCUGGACGCGUCACCUCAAACUCAGGCACAAGCAGUACUACGAAUGGGUGAUGAUCCACGAGCCGUUGGUGGCGUGGCUGCCUGGACUGGCGAGUCCGCGCGCCUUUUUGCAGAGCGUCCUGCAGACCGCGUGCCGAAAACACCACUGGCCCCUCGAGCUGGCCGGUUUGGCCGCCGACUUCCUCCCCUCCACCUCCGCCAGCCGACUGCCCGCCCUCACAGACGGCGUGUACGUGAAAGGUGUGCACGUGGAAAACGGCGGUUGGGACGCGGAUGGAGCGUGUUUGCGCGUCGCGAGUCCUGGCGAGCUCACCCAAAAACUGCCCGUGCUGCGAGUGACCGCCGUCGCCACCGCGCCGCAGCCACAUCCGGGGAGGGUGCGGCUGCCCCUGUAUUUCUCGAGCGGACACUGCGACGCCGCCCUUUGGCACUUCGACCUGCCCUGCAAGGACCACCCCAGCACCUACGUCCUCCACGCGGCCAAACUUCUCCUGCACACCGACCAACUAGAUUAGAUCAUUUUUUGAUGAGAUUAAAAAAAAAUUGUCCGUCGAGUAAAAGGGAAUUUUUAUUAUGCUGUCACAUUUAGGCGAUUGAAUGGCCGGUUUCAUAUCCCAGAGGCAAUUUUUCAUUUCCAGUCAAUUACUUGUGAAUCAAAU
Neocloeon triangulifer is the source of this 9018-nucleotide messenger RNA. Its product is annotated as dynein axonemal heavy chain 10-like. The transcript has 42 exons. Gene Ontology annotation, biological process: microtubule-based movement. The record is from RefSeq and is a predicted model, not a curated record. Bases 1 to 8874 code for a protein of 2957 amino acids. Lineage: Eukaryota; Metazoa; Arthropoda; Insecta; Ephemeroptera; Baetidae. Gene Ontology annotation, cellular component: dynein complex. Gene Ontology annotation, molecular function: minus-end-directed microtubule motor activity; dynein intermediate chain binding; ATP binding.